GUCGAAGACACACGACCUAUAAAUAAUUAUAUAAUUAUUAUUUUAUGUCACUGUGGUAAAAUACGCCUAUACGCAGCCACCGCCGCCACCUACGUCAUUAUAUCCGGCUCUAGCUGACAUGUAAUAGAUUAUGAUAAAACAAACAACAUUACACAACAUCUUAACAUGGGCAAUUGCAGUGAUUUUAUUUAUAUUCCAAUCACUCAACUAUUUUAUUGCAUGGAUAAAAAAAUACUUGAAACAUGGAGAAAAAAUUACUACUGUUGUGACAGCAGAUACGACAAUAUCAUCCGAGUCGAAUCCGAAUAAUAAAAAUGCGCAGGAAAAUGUUAUUACUGUGCAACGAUUAAUACAAAAACACUUUGACAUUCCUCUGAUAAUUGCAGAGGAUGAACCAAAAGUGUAUAAUUUCAUUAAAAGUGCUCAAUUAUUGACUUCUAAUGAAAUUUGCAAAGAAAAAAAGAAAAUUGAUAAAUUUAUGGAGAAUUUAGUAGAUGACUCUUAUGUUGCACGUGGCCUAGGUUUGAUAACUGCAACUGUUGGACGUCAGUCAGAAUUUUACUUGUACUCAAAAUAUGAUAAUGAUUUUGAAAACAUCGUUAUUAAACUCAAUGGACGGAACGGUGAAGUUGGUGAAAUCACAAUAUUAAACCAAAACCCUGCAGAAAUUGUUAAAACGAAAGCAAUUCCCAUCGAUUAUUUUUAUGAUAAAGAUCGAAUAAAAGUUACUUACACACCAUUCGCAGAAGGAGUGUAUACAUUAACUCUGGUACGAAACAGUUUAUCCAUUUGCCGCUCUCCAUACUACAUAUCGGUAGAAAAAAGCCCGACCAAUUCUAGAUCUCAAAUUCGGCUAGGUACAAAGAAAUAUAAACCGGUAACUAAGUUUGCUAAAGCUAAACAUUCGUCUCUUGAAACAUGUGACAAUAGUACACCUGCCAUUGAACUCAAUAAACCAUCUAUUUGUAGAAAUAUUCUUCCAGUAUCUGAAGAAAACUCUAUACGAACAGACGUUAUGUCUAUAGUUACAAAAUUUGAAUCCAACAGUAUGAGUGUUCAAAAAAAGGUUCAUAAACAUGCACCUAGCAUACCCGAAAAAUGUUCGGAAACUAAUUUGAUCGAUGACAUUUCAACGUAUUUGAAUAUUAAACCAAAAAUUAAAACCGACAACGUCUAUUAUAAUAAUGUCAGUGAUUUAAAUUCACAUAAUGCUCAAUCAAAAUCUAAAUCUACUGACAACAAUUUUUGCAAUGACGUAGAUAUAACUUAUAUAAAUAGUAAAGAAAGUGAUAUAAAUGCUGUAGAUUUCGAAAGGAAACCCAUGACAAAUUUUAACAAAAAUAUUAGAAUUACAAAAGAUAUACCUUGGGUAAAGGAUGUAUCAUCGACCCACUUAAAACCUACAAACAGUGUAUUGGAGGAAAGUUUAAAUGAUUGGAAUUCAAAUGACGUAGAAAAACGCCUUCAAACGUUUAAAACAGCUGAUUUUAUAGACGAAAAUACCCACAGCGAAGCACUGUUGAACCCUACAACUAGAAUAGAUGAAUAUGAUAUCAAAUGCAUAGAUAACGAACCAUGUAUACAAAAUGAACUAUCUUGUUUUGAUGAUGAUGACAGGAAAACUGUAGUUGUAAUGGAAAAUUUUAACGAGCUAGAAUCAAAUAAAAAUGAUACAGUGAUUCAACAAAUAACCGAUUCGGCACAAUACAAUAUUAACACCCCUUUCGCCAGUGUUAUUACAAAAAUAACAAAUAGUGUUUGUGAAAAAUGUUCUAUACAAGUGUUAAAAAUUAUAUCCGAGUUUCCUAGAGAUAUAAACAUAACACAUGACAAUUCAAAGGAAAUAAGUUCAAGCUUUGAAGCGCUUCUAGCACAGCCAAUUAGCAUUAAUAUUAAUAUAGAUAAUAUGUUUGAACAUCCCAUUAGUGCUGCAAAUGAACAAAAUAGUAAAGAUUCACUGACUAAUAGUCCAACAAAAAUAAAACGCAUGGGUACAACCGAUAAAGACAUGAAAUGUCAAUAUCUGAAUGAAAUUGAACCAAUAAAUAAUAAUUCUGAUGAACUAUGCGGUGACAUUAAUAACUCAUCAAAAGAAUUAACAAUCAAAACAAAUAAACCCAAUAGUAAAGUAAGCAAAACGAUAAAAGAUAAAAUAAUCGAUCAUUGUGCUGUUGUUCCAUUCACCGAAAAUACUAUUGAUAAAAACAAAACAGUAGACCAAAAAAAUGAGUGGUCUACAAAUAAGAUAUUGGAAAUAAAAUGUUCAACAACUAAUGAAGAAAAUGUAUUACAUUCGAAUCAAUUUAAUAAUGAUACCAUUUAUAAACCAGAUAAUGAAAUGGAAAUCCAAGGACGACAUUUACAGAAAUCCUCAGAACAUAAAAUGGGCUUAAUUAAAAUAAAUCAAUUUCAUGAAAAUAUCAACAACAAAUUAAAUAAUAUCAAUAAAGAAAGUGAUAAAUCUUUAAGCACGAGUGAUUUAGUAACAAUUAAUAAUGAUAAAAACAUUAAUGAAGAACUAGUGAGAGACGAAUUCAAAAUCAAUAACGUUAUCAUCCCGGACAAAAACACAAAUAUUCAAAGUUCUGUUAUAGAUAACACAGUAUUAGCGUCAAUGGGGGUUACAUUAGAGACUUCGAAAUAUAGUUCAGAAGAUAAUGAAGAACAGACAAAAAAUUUAUCCUUUAAAAAUGUUACAUCAGCUUCCAACGCAAAUGAAAACCAAAAAUUAAUGAUUGAAAAGUCAAUUGAACCGGUAUUGACCAGUUUCAAAAAUAAAAUGGUAGAAAAAAUCACACAAUUAUAUUUAAAUAAGGAUUUAUCAAACACAGUUAAUACUACAAUUGUAGAAACCAACGAUAAACAUCUAACAAAUAUUUUAAAAGAAAAUCAAAUUCAUAACAUUGAGAAUAAUACAGAAAUAAAUACUAAAUGUAUUGAAACACUCACGUCACAGUUACAAAAUCAUAUUGACAAAAAUGAAAUAUCAGAAAUAAUAUUAGACGAAAAAAAAAUGGCUAAUAACCAUCUACUUAAAUAUGUUGAAAAUAUAAUUAAAACAAAUAUAAAUCCAAGUGAUAUGUAUGCACAAACAUUGGGUGAAAAAAAACUUUGGACACUUGUAAAUACAGCCAUGAAUAACCCAAAUGACCAAAAAAUAGACAAUGGGUUUAAACAAAUGAUAAAAGACAACGAAACCCAAUAUGUCAAGCUGAAGAAAAUAAAUAAUGGUAAAAUAGUUCAAGAUAUUUUGGCGGAAACAGAAAAUGUUACAAUAAUUAAAAAUACAGAUAAACUAACAGCAUCCAAAAACGAAGUAACAGUUAAAGCCGAAUGUAAAUUGCCAUUAAUAAAUGAUUUUAAUUCUAUAGAGAGAGAUAAUACAAACACAGAUAUCGAACACGAAAUGCAAACAAUAAAUGAAAAUGAAAAUUUUACAAUGAUAGAAACUAAUACUGUGGAAAUACAAGAGUUGCCAAACUUUCAAAAAUCACACAACACAGCAAUUAUAACUCCAAUCAUAGAACUUCAGCCAACAUUAGAAACACAGAUAAUGAAUACUUCAGAGCUUGUAACAGUAGGAGAACAUAGCCUAAAAGCAAUUCAAUCUGCAAUUGAGAUCAUUCAAUCAAAUAUAUCUGAAGAAACUGAUGAAAUAGAGAAUAUCGAUGACAAGAGAGAAAAUAAAUCGGUAAAAUUACAAAUUAAGGAAAAUGAAAAUAUAAUAAUAAAAAUACCACAUUUGGUUGAGAAAAAAACUAUAAAUGAAAUUGUAGAAAAUAUAAGUUCAAAUACUUCUACAAAAUCAAAUUCAACUAAAAAUGUAUCAAUGCAACAAACCAAAAAACAAGAAAUUGAAACAUCAGAAUCAACUUUAUCCCCAAAACAUUUAUAUAUUAUGAAAAAUAUUAUGUUAGAAAAAAAAGAAAACACAGAUGAAACUUGUACACCAGAUGGUACUGAAAUUGAAACGUUAGAAUUUUUUAAUGAACCUCUAAAAAUGAAUUCGGUUCCUCCAUUCACAAACGAUACAUCAGUUCAAACUACACUGGAAUCAAAAACCGAAAAAAAUACCUUACAUAAAACAUUCGAUUCAAAACAUAACGUGACAACUACAGAAUCAAUAGUAAACGAAAUUAAUCAUAAUAAUAACAAAAAUGAAACCACAAGACAAAUUAGUUCUACGGCUGGAGAAAUAGAAGAAAAACCUAUAAAAAACCAUACAGAAAUAGAAUGUAGACCACUAAUUGAUGCUCCAAAUGAACCGGAUGAGAUGCUUAUUGAUACUAAAGCAGAAACUCCUGGCUUUAUUGUAACCCCUACGGCAUCUUUAGUCCGAAAAAUUGUGGUAGAAUUUGUAACCAGAAUGAAUAAAAAACCAGUUGAAACAUUAGCCAUUGUUGUACAUGAUCAAAUAGAAGAAAACAUUGUAACUGCAAGAGAAAUACCCACAACAAUGAAUUCUUUGACAGUGGUUAUGGACGAACAAGUUAAUAUAAAAACCCAUGAAUCAAGUACAUACUACGCAAAGGUAGAUGAUAAAAUAAAAACUACAGAAACAAAAACUCAAAUAUCAAUCGAUCAAAAAAAUGCAGAUAAAAUUAUUGAAAAAGAACCGGAGGUUCUACUACAAAUUAAUUCUAUAAAAGGAGUAAUCGUGGAAAAACCCAAAGUGAACUUUAGUAGAGAAAAUCAAAAACAUUUACCAACUGUUACAUCCACUAAUUCUACAGAAGAAAUGGAAGGAAUAAAUAAACUUAUCAUAACAUUACCCAUUCAAUCUACUAUAGAAUAUUUAGAUGUAUCAAAAGAAAUAGAAGAUAUAAACGAAACAGAAAAAACAUCAUGCACCAAUUAUUCCACUGUAACCGUAGAAGAAUCACCAGAACCAAUUGAUUCUUCAGAUGGAGUAGUGGGAGAAAACACAAAAGAUAAUAUUGAUACAGGAAAUGAAAAAUUAUUACCAAUUGAUACAUCACCCGGACCUGUGAAUCAAAAUAGAGUUAUGGAUGAACUUAUAGAAAAAUUAUCAAAUAUGGAAUCAAACGUAGAAUCAAUAGAGAAAUCUUUAAAAGAUAUAAAUGUAACAGCAGUGAUAAAUACUGAUUCUGCCAACGUGAUCUUAAACGUUCAAACAGAAGAAGAUAAAGUUAUUGGGGAAGAACCAAAAGAUUCCAUUGAUGAAAAAAAUAUCGAAGAACCUCCUGCAGCAACAGUUAAUUAUUCAGAUAAAGCAAUUGCAAAAAAUACGAAUGAGAACAUUGAUACAGAAAAACAAACAUUUUUACCAAUUAAAACAUCUACUCCUUUGAUAAAAGAAUUGAAAGUAAAAGAAGGAACAACUGAAAUUACAUUGCCAAUUAAAUCAACUAUGCAAUCAAUAGAGGAACCAAAAGAAGAAAAAGAUCUAACUGAAACUAAAAUCACAUCAUGUACCGAAUCUUCAAUGGAAAUAAUUGACGAUCAAAAUCGCGCAGACCUAAUUGUCAACCAAAAAUCUCCGGCAGAAAACAAUUCUUCAGAUGAAGUUCAGGGAGAAAACAAAAAUGUAAAUAUUGAUAUUGAUAAUGCAACACCUUUACCAAUUGUAUCAUUCAUUGAAUCUAUAACAGAACCAACCAUGGCAGAAGAGAUGACAGAAACCGAAGUAUCGUGUAAUGAUUCUUCAAUUGUUAUAGUACACCCUAAAAUAGAUGUAGUAGAAGAGCAUGAUGAAAGAAAUGUAAUACCAAUUAAUUCUUCAAAUAAAGUAGAUGGUGAAAAAAUUGACAUGAACAUUGACACAGAAAAAGAAACAUUAUUAAUAACUAAAACAACUUCUGAUUUGGUGGAAGAAUUAGAAGUUAUAAAAGAAACUACUGAAAUUGUAUUACCAAUUGAAUCAUCAAUUGAAUCUAUAGAUAAACCAAAAGUAGUUGAGGAUAAGAUAGUUGAAACCGAAAUAACAUCAUCUACUAAAUCUUCGACAGAAAUGAUGGGCGAUCAAAACCAUGUAGAUAGAAUUGUCUUCCUAGAACCUCCGUACGAGGAUAAUUCUUCGAAUGUAAUUGUUGAGGAAAAUACGACUGUGAAUAUUGAUACAGAAAAUAAAACCACAUUAUUUAUUGAACCAAUAGUAGAGCCAGAAAUGGAUGAAGAUAGAACUGAAAAAGAAACAUUAUCAUUUAAUGAUUCUUCCACUGCAACUAUAGAAGCUCAAUCGAAGAAAGAAAAGUAUAUUGAAGAAGAAUCACCUGUAUCAAUUAAUUCUUCAGAUGAAUUGGUGGGUGAAAACACUAAUAUGAACAUUGAUACAGAAAAAGAAACAUUGUUACCAAUUAAAUCAUCAAUAGAAUCUAUAGAUGAGAUAAAAGUAGUAGAGCAUAAGAUAGUUGAAACCGAAAUAACAUCAUCUACCAAAUCUUCAACGGAAAUGAAUGGCAAUCAAAAUCAUGUAGAUAGAAUUGUCUUCCAAGAACCUCCGUACGAGGAUAAUUCUUCGAAUGAAAUUGUUGAGGAAAAUACGACUGUGAAUAUUGAUACAGAAAAUAAAACCACAUUAUUUAUUGAACCAAUAGUAGAGCCAGAAAUGGAUGAAGAUAGAACUGAAAAAGAAACAUUAUCAUUUAAUGAUUCUUCCACUGCAACUAUAGAAGCUCAAUCCAAGAAAGAAAAGUAUACUGAAGAAGAAUCACCUGUAUCAAUUAAUUCUUCAGAUGAAUUGGUGGGUGAAAACACUAAUAUGAACAUUGAUACAGAAAAAGAAACAUUGUUACCAAUUAAAUCAUCAAUAGAAUCUAUAGAUGAGAUAAAAGUAGUAGAGCAUAAGAUAGUUGAAACCGAAAUAACAUCAUCUACCAAAUCUUCAACGGAAAUGAAUGGCAAUCAAAAUCAUGUAGAUAGAAUUGUCUUCCAAGAACCUCCGUACGAGGAUAAUUCUUCGAAUGAAAUUGUUGAGGAAAAUACGACUGUGAAUAUUGAUACAGAAAAUAAAACCACAUUAUUUAUUGAACCAAUAGUAGAGCCAGAAAUGGAUGAAGAUAGAACUGAAAAAGAAACAUUAUCAUUUAAUGAUUCUUCCACUGCAACUAUAGAAGCUCAAUCCAAGAAAGAAAAGUAUACUGAAGAAGAAUCACCUGUAUCAAUUAAUUCUUCAGAUGAAUUGGUGGGUGAAAACACUAAUAUGAACAUUGAUACAGAAAAAGAAACAUUGUUACCAAUUAAAUCAUCAAUAGAAUCUAUAGAUGAGAUAAAAGUAGUAGAGCAUAAGAUAGUUGAAACCGAAAUAACAUCAUCUACCAAAUCUUCAACGGAAAUGAAUGGCAAUCAAAAUCAUGUAGAUAGAAUUGUCUUCCAAGAACCUCCGUACGAGGAUAAUUCUUCGAAUGAAAUUGUUGAGGAAAAUACGACUGUGAAUAUUGAUACAGAAAAUAAAACCACAUUAUUUAUUGAACCAAUAGUAGAGCCAGAAAUGGAUGAAGAUAGAACUGAAAAAGAAACAUUAUCAUUUAAUGAUUCUUCCACUGCAACUAUAGAAGCUCAAUCCAAGAAAGAAAAGUAUACUGAAGAAGAAUCACCUGUAUCAAUUAAUUCUUCAGAUGAAUUGGUGGGUGAAAACACUAAUAUGAACAUUGGUACAGAAAAAGAAACAUUGUUACCAAUUGAAUCAUCAAUAGAAUCUAUAAAGGAACCAAGAGUAGUAGAGGAUAAGAUAGUUGAAACUGAAAUAAAAUCAUGUACCGAAUCUUCAACGGAAAUGAAUGGCAAUCAAAAUCAUGUAGAUAUAACUGUCUUAAAAGAACCUCCGUACGAGGGUAAUUCUUCGAAUGAAAUAGUCGAGGAAAAUAUGACUGUGAAUAAUGAGACAGAAAAUAAAACCCCUUCAUUUAUCGAACCAAUAGCAGAACCAGAAAUAGAUGAAUAUAGAACUGAAAAAGAAACAUUAUCAUUUACUGAUUCUUCCAACAUAGUGAUUGAUGUUGAAAAAGUUAUUGGUAAAGAAUAUUCUUCACAAAUUUCUGUAGGUGAAAAAAGUAUCAAAAAGAAACAUAUGGUACCAAAUUAUUCUUCAGGCGAAUUAUUGGAGAAAAACCAGAAAUUGAACAUUCAUACAGAAAAUGAAACUCCUUUGAAUAUUGAAUCAGUAAUUGAAUUCAUAGUAGAAUCAGUAGUGGUAGACGAUAAAACAGAAAUCGAAAAAUCAUGUAAUGAUUUUUCCACUGUAACUGUAGACGCUCAAACAAAAUAUGAAAAUUGUAUUGAAGAAGAAUCACCAGCUCCAAUUAAUUGUUCUGAUGAAGUAGCGAGGGAUAAAAAGAAUGUAAAAGUUGAUAUUGAAAACGUCACACCUUUACCAUUUGAAUCAAUCAUUGGAUCAAUAGCAGAACCAAUGAUGGCAGAAGAUAUAACAGAAACCGAAAUAUCGUGUACUGAUUCUUCUAUUGUCAUAGUACACUCAAAAAUAGAUGUAGUAGAAGGGCAUGAUGAAAGAAAUGUAAUACCAAUUAAUUCUUCAAAUAAAGUAGAUGAUGAAAAAAUUGACAUGAACAUUGAUACAGAAAAAAAAACAUUAUUAAUAACUAAAACAACUUCUGAUUUGGUGGAAGAAUUAGAAGUUAUAAAAGAAACUACUGAAAUUGUAUUACCAAUUGAAUCAUCAAUUGAAUCUAUAGAUAAACCAAAAGUAGUUGAGGAUAAGAUAGUUGAAACCGAAAUAACAUCAUCUACUAAAUCUUCGACAGAAAUGAUGGGCGAUCAAAACCAUGUAGAUAGAAUUGUCUUCCAAGAACCUCCGUACGAGGAUAAUUCUUCGAAUGAAAUUGUUGAGGAAAAUACGACUGUGAAUAUUGAUACAGAAAAUAAAACCACAUUAUUUAUUGAACCAAUAGUAGAGCCAGAAAUGGAUGAAGAUAGAACUGAAAAAGAAACAUUAUCAUUUACUGAUUCUUCCACUGAAACUAUACAAGCUCAAUUGAACAAAGUAAAGUAUACUGAAGAAGAAUCAUCAGAACCUAAUAAUUCUUCAAAUGAAGUAGUUGGGGAAAAGUCUUAUAUGAACAUUGAAGUUAUUGACGAUCAAAAUCAUACGAAUACAAAUAUUGAUCAAGAGCCUCUGGUAUCAAAUAAUUCGUCAGAUGAAGUAGUGGGAGAAAAUACGAAUAUACCAAUUGGUAUAAUAAUAGAAUCUAGAGAGGUAUCAAAAGUAAAUAUAAAAGAAAAUAUUUUUGAAACAGAAAAAACACCAUGUAUUAAUUCUUCCGCUGUAAGCGUAAAUGUUCAAACAUAUGAAGAAAAAAAUAUUAAAAGAGAAUAUCCUACACCAAUUACUUUCUUAGGUAAAAUCCUGGAUGGAAACACGAAAGUGAAUAUUGAUGCAGAAAAUGAAUCACUUUUACUAAUAGAAUCAAACGAGGAAUCGGUGUUGGAACCAAAAGUAGAAAAAGACACAGUAACUGUAGACGUUCAAGCAUAUGUAGAAAAAGUUGUGGAAGAAGAAUCUUCAUCACCAAUUAAUUCCUUUAGUGAAGUAGUGGAAGAAUAUACAAAUGGGAAUGUUGAUAUAGAAAAUGAAACAAUUUUACAAAUUGAUAUUUCUACAGCGGCUACAAAUUCAGUUAUAGAAGAAAAAGUUACAGAAAACGAAUAUUCAAUUUCUUCAUUUUUAGUUGCUGGAAAACAAAUUAAUAUUAUUGAUUCUGAAACAGAAACUCUAUCAUCCAUUGAAACAUACAUGACAUUUGUAGAUGAACCAAAUGUGGUAGGGUAUUUAUCUGUAAAUGAACAUGAAGCACAUAUAGAUUCUUCAAGCUUAAAGAAACAAAUAAAAAUCGAUUCAGAAACAGAAAUCGAAACUUUAUCAUUAGUUGACAAUUUAACUGAGUCUGUUAAGGAACAAAUAGUUGAAAAAAUUACUGAAAAUAAAACUCCGACACUAAUUGAUUGUUCAUCUGAAAUUGUAUUGCAAGGAAAUAAAGUGGACAUGGAUACAGAUAGUCAAACACCAUUACCAAUUAACAAAUUUUCAACAACUGUAGUUGAUCAGAUAGUAAAAAACGUUAUUGAAAAUGAAACUCCAACUUAUUGUUUAGUGGAUGUUUCAGAAGAACAAACGAAAGUGAACAUCAAAAAUAAUAUAGAAACUUUCACGCCAAUUGAUAUUUGUACUUCAUCUGUAGGGAAACAGUUAAAUGUGGAAUAUUUAUCUGAAAAUGAACAUACAGCACAAAUCGAAAAGGAGAGUAGAAAUGAAACUUCAACACCGGUUAAUUAUUCAACUUCGAUCACAAUAGAACAAACUGACCUACACAAUUUAGCUGAAAGAACAUUACCGAAUGAUGACAUUUUGUCUAGAAAUACUAAAACAAAUUCAAUUGAUAGAGAUAGUAAAACUGAAAAUUCAGAUAAUUCUAAUAAUUGUUAUUUAAAAUUUGGAGAAACGUCUAAAAUACGUACUUUUGAAAAUGAAGACAAUUUACAGAGAAAAUCGUAUGGAAUUCAAAAAUUAGAAAUGUCCGUUCAACGUAUGAAAACAUCCGAUGAAGAUUAUUAUGAAAAAACUUUUGUACAGUUGGAACAAACUGAAAAAAUUUCUAAAGUAGAUGACGUCAAUGUUGAUGGUGAAAAUAAAACUACUAUUGACGACAAAUUAUACACAGUCAACGAAUCCGACUUAAACGCAAUAUUAUGUGCAUCUUCUCUUGAACAAGCACUUACCUUGUUGGAUUCCAAGAUAAAGUUCAAAUUUAAACAUAAGAAGUCAUCGAAAAUAAACGCUAUGGAAAAUAUUCCGAAAAUUCAAACAUCUGAAAGUCAAAGUAGUGGUGUAAACACCAACUUUACAGAUGCUCGAGAAUUCUUUAAGGAAAUUGAAAAAAAAUCUAAAAAAUAAAACAUGAUGAAGUAAAAGUUAUAUUUUAUUUUUUUGUACUAAUUCAAUAAUCAGCAAAAUUAUUAUUU
This is a messenger RNA of Myzus persicae (green peach aphid), 10935 nucleotides long. RefSeq lists its product as uncharacterized. NCBI's taxonomy places the organism in Eukaryota, Metazoa, Arthropoda, Insecta, Hemiptera, Aphididae. The transcript has 5 exons. The record is from RefSeq and is a predicted model, not a curated record. Bases 131 to 10867 code for a protein of 3578 amino acids.